UGCGGAGAAGACAGGAGGCAGACAGUAGUCUAGGAGAACAGCUCCCAUCCAGGUUUGGACUUGCUAAACCCUUGCAUUUUAAAGUGAAGGCUACAGCUACAGACGCUUAAGCUAGGAGUGUCCUGGGCAAAAGCCCGUCUCUGAGAUGAGCGUCGCCGUCCCACCGCAGGGGUGGGGACACGGAAUCCCAGCCUCUCCUCACCACUAGGGAGCCACCGAGAGACCGACGACAGACCGCCGCGGCUUCCCCUGGCCAGCCCACAUCCUCCCUGGGCUUGUCCCUGGGAGUCCGAAGCCUGGGUUCGCCCUGGGUCCUUCUUGCCCCAGGCGCACUCCGCCCUCUGCGCUUCUCCUGCGCGCGCGAGACCGCGCGGGCCCUGCCCAGCCAUGCUCUGCCGCGCUUUCCUUCUGCUCUGGCUGAUGCUGGUGCCCUGGGGCAGCGCCAGGGGCUCCGGAGCUGGUGCAAGAGAGUGCAACGUGACACGACAAGCUGCCUGUGGGGACAGCUGCAUCCCAGUAGCCUGGCUCUGCAAUGGCGAGCAAGAGUGCGCUGACGGGACCGACGAGCAGUGUGAGGAACCAUGUGGGGGACACCUGCAAGCCUGGCAGUGUGAUGACGGAACAUGUGUUGCCAUCAGCUGGCUUUGUGAUGGUACCGGUGACUGCUUGGAUGGCUCGGAUGAGGUUAAUUGUGAGAGAAUGACAGCAUGUCCAGACCAAAAAGUCCAGUGUCCAGGGACAUCUCAGUGCAUGGAUGCUUGGGAGCCAUGUGAUGUCUAUGAGGACUGUGAAGAUGGGUCCAACAAAGCACAUUGUUCCCAGAGCCACUGCCUAGCUGGGCAGUGGCAGUGCCAGAACAAGCUGUGUGUCAUGGACAGCUGGAAGUGUGAUGGUAUCGACCACUGUGGCGACUCCUCGGAUGAGGAAGCCUGCGCUUUCUGCCCAGAAGGCACAGUGAGAUGUGAUGAAAGGAAGUGCGUCCGCGAGGCUUCCAUGUGUGAUGGGGAGGCAGACUGUGCAGAUGGUAGUGAUGAACCCGCCACGUGUGGCAAAAACUGCUCUGUGGUGAACGCGGGCUGUGAGGGACUGUGCAGUGACACAGCCUGGGGUGCCCGGUGCUCCUGCGGGUCAGGGUGGCAGCUGCAGCCUGAUGGGAGGAGCUGUGCAGAUGUAGAUGAGUGUUCCAUGGCAUAUGGUCCUUGUGACCAGCUAUGUCACAAUACGCCUGGCUCUUACUCCUGUGACUGUGUUCAAGGCUACAAGCUUUACAAUGGCAGCAAAUGUCGCGUGACAGAUGGUGAUGUUAAGAUUCUGAUAGCAGCAGAUCAAGCACUUGGUGUCCUGGAUCAAAGAACAGGCAUCUACGAGAGUGUGAUACCUGUAAAAACAAGACCUGGUUCUGUGGCAUAUGACUUGGAAAGAAGCAUGUACUUCUGGGUGGAUAAGACCCUAAACGUGUUUGUCUCUGGGAAGCCAAACUCUGUUCUCCUCUACCCAGAACUUACGACAGUGAACAGUAUCUCUUUGGACUGGAUCACCGGACAGCUGUAUUGGGCUAGCAGCUUUGCAAGGGCCAUCUGUGCUGGCUUAAGUGAUGGUAGAGGCUACGUCAAAAUUUUGGAGAAAGAUGUCAUGCCGGAGCAGCUUGUAGUGUUUCCUGUGAAGAAGUACCUGUACUGGGUCAAUGGAGGUGACAGAGGCAGAAGGACAAUUGAAACUGCAGGGAUGGAUGGCUCUGACAGGAAGGUGCUUGAGGUGGUAACCACCCAGCAGCCUUUAGGACUGACACUGGACCACAUGACUGGCAGGCUCUUCUGGAUCAGUGGAUACAAGCAGUCCAUAGAGACAGUGAAGGUGGAUGGCAGCGGGCGGUAUAGCUUCCCGAGGAACUUACAAGAUGAGGAGCCCACAGGACUGGCUGUGUUUGAGAACUCGUUCUUCUGGGCAAGUAAAACGCAGCUGUUUCACACCUCACGGGACAGCCCAGGGGAGAGAAGAGUGCUGCUGGACGCGUCCAUAUCUGCGUUCUCAGUCCUCCACAGGUCCAUGCAGCCUCAGAGUAGACACCCAGCUUGUGUUCCAGGUGUUUGCAGCCACUUGUGCCUCCUGUCUCCUGUUCAUCCCAAGGGCUAUAAGUGUGUCUGCCCAGAGGGAAUGUUUCUUUUACCUUCUGGUAUAUGCAGUGAGUUAAAACUUGUGAUUUCUUCUGGAAAACGUCUGUACUUGCUCAAAGUAGGAUCUAUGGGAAGUGCUAUAGAGAGAACUCUAAUUCAAGAGCACCCUGGAAACAUCUAUUUGUUGGAUAUUGACUGGAAAAGGAACUUCAUCUAUUGGACGAAUGCACAGGGACACCUGGUCUACUCCACCGGGUAUUCAGGACAAAAGCAAGAGAUUCGGACACAGCAUACAGUCUGCUCAGCAAACGUGGACAUACCGACAGGGAAUGUGUACUGGCUACCCUGUGACCGCAGUGCCAUUCAGAAGACCACAAUUCCUGACAGAGACACUGAAUCGCUGUAUCGCACAGGAGGCAUUAUACUGCAGCUGCUUCUCGACUGGCCGCGGAGGACACUGUACUGGGUGGAGAGUAGCAGCCACCUACAAAGUAUGACCCUCGAUGGCCAAAACAGACAAGCAAUCUGGAGCGGUUCCUGGACGGCAGACAUCCAGAUGGCCUUAGACCUCAGCUCAGCUAGCAUCCUUUGGACCAGCAAAGGGCUGGGGUUGCAAAGUCUCAGUCUCCUAAAAAACAGAACUUACUCUUUGAACAAAUCCUGGAGUGAUGGGCUCAUAGCAGCCCACACACCCUACCUGGUGACCGUGGACAAGACAGCUCUCAUGCUUUGGAACAGGAAGACUCUGGAACCCUUCUCAGUGCUGAAGGAGCCACACAUAAGGAAAGUGAUCAUCUUGGCGGAGAACCAGAAAGUGCCAGAUCCCAAGGCUGAAACAGCGGCCCCCGCUGCCCUUCCUGCUCCACCUCUGCUCUGCACUGGAUCCUCUGUGCCCUGUCGUGAAGGGAAGAAGUGCGUCUCCCCAGAGUCCCUUUGCGAUGGGGAGCAGGACUGUCUGGAUGGCUCGGAUGAGGAGAACUGCUUCCAGACCUGCCACAGACCAGGGGUCUUCCAGUGUCUGGAUGGGAGCAGGUGCAUAGAGGGGAAAUACCGCUGUGAUGGAGCCCACCAGUGCCCCGAUGGGUCUGACGAGGUGGCCUGCUGGAAACCCCCUGAGGAUUGUUCUCUGCGUUGUGAUGAAAACACUCGCUGUAUCCCCAAGAGCUGGCUGUGUGAUGGGAACCCGGACUGCUCUGACAAAAAAGAUGAACAAGGAUGUCUCCAUGAGAACUGCAGUACAUCUGAAUUCAGGUGUAAGAGCGGCCAAUGUGUGUCCUACUCUUUGCACUGUGAUGGGAACCCAGACUGCCUGGACCGCUCGGAUGAAGAAGGCUGUCCUUCUGCUUGGCCUCUGCGGUGCCCGGUGGGGGAAGUGAAGUGCAGGACCAGUGGAGAAUGUGUAUUAGCAGAGUGGAUAUGUGACCAUGACCUAGACUGCAAAGAUGGAAGUGAUGAGAAGGACUGUGAUCCUGAGGCGCUCCGGUGUAGCCCACAGCAGUGGGCCUGUGCCAGCCGAGACCAGUGUGUGCCCGACUUCUGGCACUGUGAUGGGGAGAGGGACUGCAGGGAUGGCAGUGACGAGGCUGCAUGCCCCCCUCAGAAGUGCCGGGCAUCUGAGUUCCAGUGUGGCACCUCUAUCUGCCUCAACUUCAGCUUGGUGUGUGAUGGGAAGCAGGACUGUGCUGACAGCUCGGAUGAAGGUGGCAGGUGCCAACUAUCAGCAUGCAGCCCCGGACAGUGUCCCCAGACCUGCCACUCAUCUCCGGUUGGGCCUGUCUGCACUUGUGAGCCAGGCUUCCAGAACCAUGCAGGGAGCUGUGAGGAUGUGGAUGAGUGCCAAGGGUCUGGUGGUCAGCCUUGCAGUCACACCUGCGUCAAUACCGAGGGCUCCUACAUCUGCACCUGCCAUCCUGGCUACUCCCUGGAGCCUGACGGCCAUGCCUGUAAGGCAACAGGUACUGAACCGAUCCUGCUUGUUGCAAUACAAUCUAACUUAUUUCUCUAUGGACUACGGAGUUUGAAAGAAGAUAUUCUGACAACUAUCGAUAAGAACCUGAUUAUUUUCUCUGUUGACUAUGACUUAGUGGAUCAGAAAGUCUUUUGGGCAGAUUUCAAUGCAGAAAGUAUACAGUGGAUAAGUAUGGACACAACAAGGAAAGGCACUGUGGUGAAAGGGAUAAAGUCACACUGUAUAGCAGUUGACUGGAUUGGGAGGAAUCUGUACUGGACUGAUGGGACAGCUGGUCAGAUUUUGGCAAUUCCACUGACUGCCGUUUGGAGAGGAAAAUCUGAGUACACGAUUGUCUUGGAUGAUGACUUGACUCAACCCCAGUCUUUGGCUUUGGAUCCUCUAAAUGGGUUAAUGUACUGGUCUGAAGUUGGAGAAGAACCUCAAAUAGAGAAAGCUGGAAUGGAUGGAAGCAGCCGGAAAAUACUCAUCGAUCAAGGUCUUGGACGGCCAACAAGCAUAGCUCUUGACCAGUUAAGUUGGAAGAUAUUCUGGUCCGAUGACAAAUUUCACAGCAUUGGUUCUGCCAACUUAGAUGGCACUGGCAUUCGUAUGUUGCAGCUAACACAAAUCAAGAACCCGUUUUCAGUCACUGUUUUUGAAGAUGAAGUCUUCUGGUCUGAGAUGAAAACGAGAACAAUACAGCGUGUGCAGAAGAUGACAGGCAAGAGCCGGGCUGUCCUCAUCAAGCGCUCUGGGCAGCCCUAUGGACUCAAGGUAAUGCACGAAGUGCUACAGCCCAGGUCUUUGAACCCUUGCCUGGACACUGGAUGUUCCCACUUGUGCCUUCUGAGCCCACGAUCCGAGGGAAGCUGCUUUUGCCCAGUCGGUUCCUUGCUUACAGAUGAUGGCCUCAACUGUGUCCCCCUCCAAGAGUCUGCAUUUGUCUUCCUUGUGUUGCCCAGAGUUAUCACACAGAUCUAUUUGAAAAAUCUCAAAACUUUACCAAGACAAGCAAAUUUGCCAGAACAUAGAAUGCUUCCUUUUAUCAAUGUGAACCAGCUUACGUCAAUGGAUUAUCUUGUGCAAGAGAAGGCCCUGUAUCUUUCUGAGUUGAAUAACGGUGAUAUCAGGCUACUGAGGCUUAAAGAAUCGGGGACACUUUCUUGGAGGAAGCUCUUUUCUGUGGAGGGGUCUGUGAUCGACCUUGCUGUGGACUGGCUGAGUGGAAACAUAUAUUGGAUCGACAGUGAGAAUCCCCACAUUAACGUAGCUUCCUCAAAUGGCCAGUACCCCAUUGUCUUGCUCCGUGAAAAUCUUUCCCAUCCAGCUUCUGUUGUUCUGCACCCACCUGCUGCAGCCAUGUGCUUGGUGGACUUGGGUCCCUGGAGUGACGGGAGUCGUGAGUCCAGCAUUGAAUGUGCCGCCAUGGACGGCAGUGGGAGAAAGGUACUAUGGCAGAAAUCCCAAGUGCCUGUGGGCCUGGCCUUUUCAGAUUCAGGGACUCGACUGUACUGGGCUGAUUCUGCGCGAGGACUCAUAGAAAGCAUUCAGCAGGAUGGCUCCAGACACAGAGUAGAACGCAGAGGAAUUGAGGGCCUAAGCCUCUUCACAUGUGGCCAAGGCAUGCUGUUCUGGACCACAGUUGAUGAUGCCGAAAUCACUAAAGUUUGGUAUAGCAAAAAGGAAGUUCCAGAAAACUGGUGGUUCCAAAUUGACCAGAAGAUUGUGGAUUUAAAAGUGUAUAGUACCUUUAAUCAACAAGGUAAUAAUAGCUGCUCAAAAGAUAAUGGAGGAUGUAGCCACAUCUGUUUACCAAAUCCCGAGGGUCAGACUUGCAAGUGUCCCAGUGGGUACUACUUGGCUGAUGCAAACAAAUGUACUGAGGCUGUCCAGUGCUCUGUGUCUUCACAGUCUUGUAAGGAUGGUCAGAAAUGCAUUUCCAUGGAGCAAGUUUGCGAUGGUCAUAGUGACUGUCUUGAUGGAUCUGAUGAAAUGGACUGUAAAACCUACUCAAUAAAGGCACCUGAAAAGCCAGAAGCAGGAAAGAGUUUGGUUCUGACAGCUACCCAAGCUCUCCAGAGCAUCAGGGCCACCACGCUUGGACACCUUGUUCGACAAGAGACGAGACACCCUGUCAGAAAAACACAAACCACCGAGAUGCCUGCUGGUCAGAGCAAAAUUCCAGAAAUCAAGCAAAGCGGAGGAUCUUUUCACCCCAAGGACUCACAGACCACAAAACAAAGGCCAUGCAAUAGCGCAUUCUGCAAUGGGAGAGGAAUCUGUACAGUGGAAGGAAGGCUGAGGAAAUGCAGCUGUCUGACAGAUCAUGGCACAGAGUUCUGUGAAGAAGCACAGAGCUUCGUCCCUGCUUACAUAGCCCUCUGCAUAACCAUGGCUUUAUCAGUGCUUCUGGUAGCGCUGGGAACACUCACUUAUUUCAGAAGAGUACAUGAAUUAAAAAAGAGAUCAUCUAGAAAUAUGGCUUGUGAUAAAGAACGUAACCAAGAAGAGGAAAAUCUAAUGAACAGUGAAAUAUUUGUCAACGAAGCCUACGAUGAGCAGGAAUUGCUAACAUCUUCACGAACAGACUGACCUUAUAAAAAAGAAGUUGAAAUAGUCCAAUAAAAUUGUUUAUAUAUUUA
Messenger RNA from Cavia porcellus (domestic guinea pig), 6707 nucleotides. Its product is annotated as low-density lipoprotein receptor-related protein 1-like. Gene Ontology annotation, molecular function: calcium ion binding; protein binding; hormone binding. The transcript is spliced from 34 exons. The coding region runs from base 388 to 6657 and encodes 2089 amino acids. Lineage: Eukaryota; Metazoa; Chordata; Mammalia; Rodentia; Caviidae. The record is from RefSeq and is a predicted model, not a curated record. Gene Ontology annotation, biological process: receptor-mediated endocytosis. Gene Ontology annotation, cellular component: apical plasma membrane; plasma membrane; signaling receptor complex.